This is a messenger RNA of Arachis stenosperma, 816 nucleotides long. RefSeq lists its product as uncharacterized. The record is from RefSeq and is a predicted model, not a curated record. The transcript is spliced from 3 exons. Bases 48 to 527 code for a protein of 159 amino acids. NCBI's taxonomy places the organism in Eukaryota, Viridiplantae, Streptophyta, Magnoliopsida, Fabales, Fabaceae.
GUUCGUCCUUAAUAGGAUGGGGCUGCAGUUUUUACCAUGGCUUUCAGAUGAAUGUUAUGUCAGAUCAUGUGUUAUUAUGGUAUGAUUCACAAUGCUGUAAGCAGAUAAUGGAAAUAAUCAGAGGAAGAAAGGCCAUUAUUGAUGAUGAUGACCAGAAUGCAAAUCUGGAAGUUAAGUUCUUUGCUCGGCUACCAAACAAGGAGGAAGUGGUGAUAAAAGAGUGUGGCAUCCGUUGGAUAUACACAAAUAUGGAGAAGGAAUCAAGAGUGUGCAGGUUCAAGAGAAGCAGGCAAGUUUUCGAGUUAGAAGCCAUUGCAUCUCCAAAUGAAGAAAAGGGGUUCGAAUCUGAUGAUGGAGGGGAAGAACUAGUUCCUCCAGCAAAGAAAUUUAAGCAUAGCUUAAUGGAAGUUGAAUCAGUAGAAAACUUGAGGAAAAAACUUGAACAAUUUUUGCACAUUCAAUUUGAUGGAGACUCUCUUAGCGCGGAGAUCAAAUUGGGGUACAAUGUGCAGUCCAUUUACAAUUAAUUCUUAUGAGUAAUUUCAGUUUAAAGACUAUUCCAUACACGCUGCUGCAAAACCGAAAAGAGAAAACAAAAAAUGCUGCCCUAUCUAUAUGAAUAACAAUGAAAGAAACAAAAGCUUGAGCUUGCUGUUAAUGGCCAGAGGUAGAAGACGCCAUGCUGACUAGAGGGGAUCGUGAAUUGCUGCAUAUUCUGUUGGGCUUGGGGCCUCGGCCAAUUUCCAUAAUCAAGGCAGGCUAGUGCUAUUAGUCCAUUUCAAUUUGAUAGACUAGUAGUGUACACUCAAAAACAAA